Musca domestica (house fly) is the source of this 2962-nucleotide messenger RNA. RefSeq names its product proton channel OtopLc. Gene Ontology annotation, molecular function: proton channel activity. The record is from RefSeq and is a predicted model, not a curated record. The transcript is spliced from 8 exons. Lineage: Eukaryota; Metazoa; Arthropoda; Insecta; Diptera; Muscidae. Gene Ontology annotation, biological process: proton transmembrane transport. The coding region runs from base 479 to 2794 and encodes 771 amino acids. Gene Ontology annotation, cellular component: membrane.
CAGUACACACUGGUGAAACGUUAAGAACGCCAAGUGAAAUGUUCACAAAAAAUUAACGAAAAAUAAAAUAGAAACAACUCAAGACAACGCGAGAAAUGUAUUAAACGGUUUUACUUUAUAGGCUUUAAGUCAACAUCUUUGAAAAUAUUGAGUCAGUUCUAGACAAGACAAGCGACGGCGUGUAGCAUUUAACGGGCCGCGAUUGGCGGGCGGAUUUCGGAAUAUGUUGUGCGAGUGUGUGUGUGUGCGUUCGUUCGUAUACAUGUGAUAUAAUUUACUAACAUAUAAAUUGUCAUAGUUAAGAAAAUAAAAAUGGCAAAUUAAUACAUACCAUCGUCGUAAACGUAAAUAGGCACAAGUCGUUCCAAAAUAAAACAACAGAAUUGUUACAACGAAAACCUAACAAAAGUGCAUCAACAAAUAAGAACCAAAGAACCAUCAACAUUUCAAUUUCAAUUCGGUUCACUUCGAAAAAUAAAUGUUCAAUUCUCAACGUGUAUCAGUGAAAUAUGAAAAAAUGCCUAACGUAACCUUCAGUAGUCAAAUAUCUCAAAGCGACAGCAGUGAGUUUAUCACCAUCAAGCCGCCCAAGAAAUCAGCCUCAUUCUCCAAGUUCACACCCUCAACAGCAUCGCCGUCACCACCAUCUUCACCCACAAGUGGCGCUGGUCCUUUGGUACGUUACUCUGCCCGCAGUCCGUGUGAUUCAUGUGGUCAUCAUAACAUACCCGUCAUGACACAUCCCAUAUCUCCGCUGGCCAAAUCUCAGACAAAUUUAGAAUUAAUGGAAACCAAUAAUGCGCGACAGGCCCUUCUGCCAGCCAACAACCACAACAGCCAUGAUAUGCACAGAGAUGAGGCUUCAUAUUCAUCGUUACCCCACACCCUGCAAGUUUCGCGAAGACCUUCGGUGCUGCUGCAAGAAAUAUUGGGUGGUCGUAAGGAGCAUGGGGGUGGUGGUAUAUUUGCACGGAAAAAAUCUGCACAUGCUGGCACCAUUAAUGGAACCGUGACGGGCAGUACAAUAACCAUACAGGGCGACACCGGAGGAGCGAAGAGUUUCCAGGCCAAACAGCAGAAGGAGAAAAAUCGACGGCAGGGAAAUGAUGCCAUAAGUGCAGCUCUUUCAGCCACCUAUUGUAAAGUUUUGGUCCUACUGGGUGUUUGUCUACCAAUAACGGAGGUUAUUACGGAACAAAUUCCCACCUAUGUCUAUCAGGGAUUCUAUGUUUAUCUCUAUGUGCUUAGCAUAGUUUUUGUUACAUUUUUGUAUAUCUCAGCGUUUCGGAAUCGUACCCUUAUCAAUGCCCUGAAAAAUUAUCACGAACGCAACAAUGUGCAUUUAAAACACAAAGUCACACAUUUCGGUAGUUUCUAUUUGAGAGUGGGUGCCAUAGCAUUUGCCAUUGGUACCAUGGUCUAUUCAGGUUUGGAAUUUGGUCAAUUUUUCGAACUGAAUGGCCACGCCGGAUGUCGGGAUGUAUUUGUGGCCAUAACGCCCCUGUGUCGCAUGGUCUUGUGUAUAGCCCAGGUACAAUUUAUUUUCUUGAAUACAACCUAUUUGGAUAUGGCGCGGCAUAAGGUGUUCUCGCGCUUUGGUUUGAUGCACAUGGUGGCCACCAACUUGUGUGAAUGGUUGUAUGUUUUGGUGGAAGAGACCAAACAUGAAAUAUUCCAUAUUGGUCAUCACGAAGAGGGUUCCGAUCAUGAUGCUAUGAGCGGUUCACAUGGUGGCGUCGAUUGGACGGCAGUAAAUGCAUCACUGCAUCAUACCAAACAUAUUGGGGAGAAUGCCAAAAAUAGUACCAUUGCAGCAGUUGUAGGUCAUGUUCUGCAAAAUGUUACAGCGGCUGCGGCCACCACCACCGAGGCGGCAACAGCAGCGGCUCAUGGUUGUUCUCGUACCACCAUUAUGGGAGCAUUGGUGCAGAAAUUGUCCCCCUUCCUCUUCCCCUGCACCAUUGAAUAUUCCCUGAUAUGUGCGGUUAUUUUAUAUGAAAUGUGGAAAACCGUAAAAUCUAUACCAGAUAUUGAUAAAUCGCGGAAAAACUCCGUAAAGCCGGUACAUCAAAAGCCUGCUCAUCAUUUCUCGGUAGACUGCUCCCAAUCACAUAGAGGUCUCUUCUUUGGUAUUUUGAUCAUUGUCAUGACCAUUAUAUCAAUGAUUAUGUAUUUUGUACUGUACAUGCAACCGGGUUACGAAUUGGUUGCCACACAAGAAGUUACGUUAUGGGAAACGGCCAUAUAUUUCUUGUGCGCAGCGGCAAUUAUUACAGGCAUGAUACUGAUGCGGGACUUGAAAUAUAUCAAGGAUACCAGUGAUGAACAUCAUUCCAUGGAAUUGGAUAAUCUACUGCUUGUGGUGGCCCAAACAGGAGCCUACCUCUACGGCAUGUUCAGCAUAUUGGGCAGCUACUUCUCCGAAUGGGACACAGUGCCGGAUCGUGUUGAGGGCAUUAUUGCCGAAGUUUUUAAUAUAUUACAAACGGCCCUGCAAACAAUGUUCAUCCUUCACGCCAGUCAUCGUCGUUGUAAAGGCUCAAAACAGAUUCGUCGCAAACCGGGUCGAGAAAUUAUCACAUUCCUCUUGGUAGCCAAUAUGGCGAUAUGGUUUGUAAACACGCUCAUCAAGGGUCGGGCAGUGUUUCGUCAAACCCAUUUGGAAUUCUACGGUGCCUGGGCUUGGACCAUUAUAACACAUGUUUCAAUGCCUUUGGCUAUAUUCUAUCGAUUCCAUUCGACAAUAUGUCUCUUUGAAGUAUGGAAAAUCACAUACAAGGCCAAAGCACAUUAAAUUAAUGAUAGUAGUUUAUUUUUUGUUUUGUUAUAAAUAAUUUGUAUUAUAAAUAUUUCUAUGGUAGAAUAAUACAGUAUUUUAAAUUAGUUAAAGUGUUACUUUUCAUAGGCAUAAGUUGUUAAAUUAUUAAAAAAUAAAUAAAAAAAACAAUUUGGAAAAUAUAAA